Pangasianodon hypophthalmus (striped catfish) is the source of this 6652-nucleotide messenger RNA. It is a transcript of the gene fmn2b, whose product is annotated as formin 2b. Gene Ontology annotation, biological process: intracellular transport. The transcript has 15 exons. Lineage: Eukaryota; Metazoa; Chordata; Actinopteri; Siluriformes; Pangasiidae. Bases 236 to 4651 code for a protein of 1471 amino acids. The record is from RefSeq and is a predicted model, not a curated record. Gene Ontology annotation, cellular component: endoplasmic reticulum membrane; cytoplasm; nucleus.
UUAAACCUGCCUUAACAAUGUAACACACCGUGUUUACUUUAGCUAAAUAACACACCUCGUUGUAAAUUAAGUUGUAAAUUACGGGUUGUGAAUUCGCCUAAAACGCCUCCAUGAUGGAUCUUUAAAACUGAAAAAGUCAGGAGCCGAAACACCUACUGCGCAUGCGCAGAGACUGCACCAACAUCUCGGCUGGUGUGUGUGUGUGUGUGUGAUCGCUCCUUUGGCUGUGUUGACGAUGCAGCCUCUGUGGCUGGUAGAUUCCUCUUUGCCUGGGGGUGAGGAAAGCCACCUCCGCCUUCCCCUCAGAGAGAGACUGCUGGAGGCUUUAAGUCUAGGCAAACACCGCCACUACUACAUUUCCCAUCAGCCUUUUAACCAAAUUCAGGAGGAGGAGGAGCAGUGCAUUGAGAAUGUCCUCAGGGUGCGCUCCCCCUCCCUCCCCGACUCUCUGUGCAGAGCGAGAGAUGAACAGGCGGAGGGGGGAGGGAGUGAGAGCGAUAGCGACCUGCUGUUCUUCUCUUUUGCCUCAUCCUCCUCCUGCCCGCUUCUUUCCUCGUCAUCGGAAAGCGAGAGCGUUUCGUGGAUCAGUCAGGGCCGCUCACGCAGACGAAAGCGCAUACGCACGCUCUACAGCAGGCAUGGCCUGAGCUCACACAGCGCCAUGGGCAACCAGGAUGCGAAGCCGAAGCGCUCAGCCCCCGUGGGAGAUGGAGAGAACGCGGUGGAUGAGUGCAGCCAUGCUGACGCCACAAAGAAAGGAUUUCACACCAAGAAAUCCCACGGCAAGCAUGGCAAGGGUGGAGACGGAGGAGGAAAGAAGAAAGGCAAGUCUGAGUCCAAAUCGGUCUUCAACAUCCGCAAGCGAAAAAAUCUAGCCAAGGUUAAGGGCCUGCUCAGCGGCUCGCGUGAAGAUGCUCUGGACUCGCAGCAUGACGAGCUGGACACUAAAACACCCGAGCUGUCGGCCGAUGAGCUCGGCCAAUCCGACGCUGAGGACCAGAGACCCGUUCUCUCUGAUAACAACAGCAGGCAGGAAACUCCGGACGCUCCCGAGAAGAAGGCCAGCUCUGGAUCGGAUACGGAUAUUUACAGCUUCCACUCUGCGGCUGAACACGAGGACCUGCUGGCUGACAUUCAGCACGCCAUCAGACUCCAGCAGCAGGGAAAAGAGUGGAAACAAAAUGGCAUCACUGAGACUGAAAAUAAACAACGCUGCUACACCAAAUCAGAGCCGUUCACCAUGCUGGAGAUGCCACGCUGUCAGGAGAAUGGCCUGGACACGCACUAUGAACUCGUGAAGAGUGAUACAAAUGGAAAAAGAGAUGCAGAGGAGAAGGAGAACAAGCAGAAUGAAGACACAGAGAAGGAGAGGUGGGAGGAGGAGAUUGUUAACGGCAAGAUCGGUGCUUCCGACCCGUCCCUUUGUGCUGCUAUCACCGUAGCAACUGGGACAAAAGAGCCGGAGGCAGCGCGUGACAUAGGCCCCGCCGUUGCCGAGGAGACAGUUGAGGAGACAGUCGGAAGGGUGGUGAAUUUAGUCACCAAGACAACCAGUGAGGCCAGCAUUCCAGACUUCACAGCUUCGUUUGAGAGUGCAGUGGAGGCCACUGAGGAGGUGAAGGAAGAUGAACAUGUGGAUCUUCAGCUUCAAGAGGAAGACUCAAGUUCAGACACAAAACGGCCAGAGACUGGCGCUUCAUCAUCAUCUCUGGACCUAGAAUGCAUCGGCGUUGAGGAUUUGACUGCUGAGCCGGCAGUAGAAGAUAAGGAGGAGGAUGAAGAGGAAGUGCCCAUUGCAAGGAGAAGGAAGAGCAGUAUAUCACUCCCACAAUGGCUGCAGCAGGAGAGUCCUGUAGCUACACGGCACGUGAAGCCCAACAUCCCAGCAGUCGGCAGUCCAGUAGUAAAACCCUACCCUCCCAUCCACCCUUCAUACAUCAAAACCACCACACGCCAACUUAGCUCACCUGUUCCUUCUCCCGUGCCCUCGCCGUCUCACAGCCCACUCUGCCCGCGCCGCUCCCAUGAGGCUCCGCCCAUCACCAACACCAUCGCUGCCGCUCGGGCAGGACGGAGGCGCCCCAAACAACGGCAGCGCUCUUACAGUGUCACCGGACCCAUCAGUCGCUCCGCCGACUGGACCGAAGAGCUCCGUCCCCUUCCAUCCAAAACCGGCUCUGAGGACUUCCUCGAGUAUGGGGGCUCGGAAGGGACGCUCCGGACAGGAGAGACGACGCUUGAGGCUGGUCGCAGGGCUUCAGCCGGGCAAACCUCCUCCUGCAGUUUUCAUGAUGUGUUCACAGGACGUACUCUGUUGGAGAGGUUUUUCCAUCAGCAGGAGAAGUCAGAGUGUGAAGAAGAGGCGGAGAAGCUGUGCUCUCGAAUCCUGGCCAUGGGGCUCCUCCUGCCCUUCGGUGACUGUUUUGGAGAGCAGUAUGGAGGCAGCACCACGCACGUGACCCCGCAGUUCAGCCAAGAUCAGCUGUACACCUGGGCCCCAGUGAGUCAGCCCCCCCUGUCGCUUGAGCAAUUUGAAGGGCGUUUACCAGGUCACAUCAAGUCCCUGUGGCCUCCACCUCGACCCGAAACUGACGAGAGACCAGGACUCAAGUACACUGAAGCAGAACACCAAGCUGUUGUAUUAGGGCUGAAGAAACAACUGCAGGAGGAAAUCCAGGAGAUUCAGGAAGAGUCCGUGCUGAACACUGUGCGCCUGAAGCAGGAGCACGUGACUGUGAUUCAGCAGCUAGAGCAGACGAUCGAGGACCUACGCAGCAAGAUUGCUGAGCUGGAGAGGCAGCAACACCCCCUGCAGGACCAUGAUGUCAGUACACAGGAGCAGGAGUGCGGCGACGACGAGAGUUUCUUGCCAGAUGUGUGCCAUGUGGACCUGCAGACAGAGAUCUGUGCUCUCCUUGCAUUAGAGGCGAAGUCAGUGCAGACUUCCCCUUCAAAUGAGAGCUUUACGUUCAAAGUGCCUUCUUCAGAGCAGAGCGGUUCAGAGCAUCCUCUGCCCACACUAAGCGAGUCAUCACUGGGAGCGGUGACAGAAUCUCAGCCAGCAGGGACUGGUUCUCCUAAAGCAGGACAGUUUGUGUGUACAUGUCAACAGCAACAAUGGCCUCCACCUCCUCCUCCACCCCCAUUGCCUGGUUUACCUGCCCUACCACUUGCCCCACCUUUACCUGGACUGCCCACACCUCCUCCACCUCCCCCUCCACUAUCAGAACCCUUUAUUUCCCAGCCUCUACCUGCUGCAACUCUACCUCCAGCACCACCACCUCCCCCACCACCUCCACCUUUACCUGGCCAAACAUUAUUACAUCCCCCUCCACCACCUCCUCUGCCAGGGUCAGUUGUUCCACCUCCUCCACCCCCUCCACCUCUGCCUGGCCAAGCUGCAAUGCCACCACCCCCACCACCCCCACCUUUACCUGGAGCAGGUGCUCCACCGCCACCCCCACCUUUACCUGGAGCAGGUGCUCCACCUCCACCCCCACCCUUACCUGGAGCAGGUGCUCCACCGCCACCUCCACCUUUACCUGGAGCAGGAGCUCCACCGCCACCGCCACUGCCACCACCCCCUCCAGGACUGGCUGGCCCUCCAGCUCCCCCACUCCUCCCAGGUGCCUGUGGCCUCCCUCUCCCGAGCAGUUUGGGGUCUCUGCCUCCUCCACUUCCUCUUGGACUGUAUGCUCUGGCUGCAGCCCAGGAGAAGUCUCCUCGAAAAGGACUGGUGGAGCCGCCACACCCCAUGAAACCUCUCUACUGGACCCGCAUCCAGCUCCACGCCAGAAAAGAAGCGACCCCUUUGAUUUGGGAGAAGAUUGAAGAGCCCUCGGUGGAUUUUGAGGAGUUUGUGGAGCUUUUUUCCAAAACUGCAGUGAAAGAGAAGAAAAAGCCCCUCUCGGACACUAUCACCAGGUCUAAGACCAAACAGGUGGUGAAGCUGUUGAACAACAAGCGCUCUCAGGCUGUGGGGAUUCUCAUGUCCAGCCUCCACCUCGACAUGAAGGACAUCCAACAUGCGAUUCUAAACCUGGACAACACCGUGGUGGACCUCGAGACAUUACAAGCUCUGUAUGAGAACAGAGCGCAGGCAGACGAGGUGGAGAAGAUCGACAAGCACAUCAAAUCAACCAAGGAGAAGGAGGGAGCCAAACCUCUGGACAAACCUGAACAGUUCCUGUUCCAGCUCUCCCAAAUUCCCGAGUUCUCAGGAAGGGUCUUUUGUAUUCUGUUUCAGUCCACGUUUUCCGAAUGUAUUUCCUCCAUCCAGCGCAAACUGGAAAUCCUGCAGAGAGUGUGUAAGACUCUGCAAAGUGGUUCUGGCGUGACGCGGGUUCUGGGUCUGGUUCUAGCUUUUGGAAACUUCAUGAACGGAGGGAACCGAACCAGAGGACAAGCAGACGGCUUUGCACUGGAUAUCCUGCCCAAGCUCAAGGACGUCAAAAGCAGCGACAACACCAGAAGUCUGCUGUCUUACAUCGUCGCUUACCACCUGCGACACUUUGAUGAGGACGCUGGCCGGGAGACAUGUGUGUAUCCUCUGCCUGAGCCACAUGACCUGUUCCAGGCGUCUCAGAUGAAGUUUGAGGAUUUUACUAAAGAUCUGCUGAAGCUACGAAAGGACCUGCGAGGCUCCUUGUAGAGUCUGAUCUGAACCAUCUGGCCCUGCAGCAGUAUUCCCCGAGAGCACUCCUGAGUGCUGAACACUCCUCUCUGAAUCACUUCCUCUGGGGCAAGGCCGAUCAUUACACUCGACGAUGAUCACGCCUCAUCAGAGCUGAUAUGACUCUCUUGCAAGACUGAGGCACUCUGAGCACACUUACUGUUUAAGUAUUACAGAUGCUUAUUUAUUUAUUUAUUUAUUUAUUUAUUUUUACCCUUUUCCUUUCUUUUUUUUUAAUUUAUUUAGUUUUUUUACUUUUGUAAGUUUUUGUUACUUUUGUAAGUUUGUUUUCUACCAAAUCCAGUAUCUUUGAACAUAUUUGAUCAAAUGUACACUGUCAGUAAACAGUGUUUGAACUCUAAAUAUUACCUUUUUUGACAAGAUAUUGUUUUUUUUUUGUUGUUGUUUUUUUAACUUGAGAACAAUUUAUAAUAGAAUAAAUAUAAAUAUCGGAAAAGCGCCUAGGUAUUUAUCACGUUAAUUAUAAAAUGAUUUGUUGCGCAUCUUGAUGCAUCUCAAGUUUCAAUUCUUCUAACCUAUAGAUAGAUGACAAAUUAAGGGAAAAACCAACAUAAAGUGUAUUAGAAAAGUUUUGGGCCACCAUGAGCCACAAGAACAACUUCUGUGCAGCUCGGCAUUGAUGCUGCAAGUCUCUGGAACCAGGAGACUGUUCUUCCAAAACACUUUCCCUCUGUGUUUUGAUGAUAGUGAUAGAGAGCACUGUCUAACACAUCACUCAAAUCUCCCAUAAGAAUUCAAUGUGCUUGCGAUCUGGUGAGUGUGACAGCCGUAGUGUACAAGUUGUAUCAUUUUCAUCCUCAUUAAACCUUUUAUUGAGCCCCCUUGCCCUGUGGAUGGGGGCAGAGUCAUCCUAGAAAGAGACCGAGACCACGCCCAUCAGGUUAGAACUUUUUUCUUCAUAUAGUGAGCAGUCAGAAGAGCUGCUGUAUUCAUUUGGAAACACUCUUCCUUUUAAGGGGACAAGUAGACUAAAAGCAUAUCAGCAAAAAUCAUCGCCCCCUAGAGCAUAACAAGAGCAACUUGUUUUGGCUUCCUGAGUUUUAAAAAUGCAUCUAAGAAUGAAUUUUUAAUUUAUUUAAUUCCCAGUAAUCAUCAGUAGGCCUAACACAUUUUUUUCUCUAAGCGCUAAUUUAGCUACUUGGUUGGAUUGGAGAGCUUACUCAUCCUUAAAUAUUCAAAUGUAGAUCUUUGGUAGAACAUUUGUGUAGUAUUUCUGCUUAUUUGCCACUUUGCACUGUAAUAAAACAUCAAACUCCAGCUGUUCAAAAACAUUUGCCUGGUAGUGUAUAUCCUUUAAUCUAAAUUUGCUUUUAGUUUACUCACAUAGAAGUGUGAAUAAAUAAGCUUUUGCUAAAUUGACCUCGUGUCUCACACGCUUCCCCUCUUUCUCUCGCUUGCUCUCUUUCACACACAUUUGCAUUCUCUCUGGUGCGCGCACACACACACACACACACACACACACACACAGACAGAGCGCUUGUCAGAUGUGGCUCCUCCGCUAUUAGCUGUGGAGUUUGUCGUCUCAUUGCAGGGAAGCGCUGCGUGGGUCUCUGGCAGCCGUUUGAUCUCGCAUGGCACCAAUCAGACCCGGCAGCGCUCCCAUACCUCUGUUAUGACUACCCUACAGAGAGAGAGGGAGAGAGAGAGAGGGACUGCACUAAUGGCACAGAAUGAGAUGGAGAGAGUGAGAUUGGGGCGCCGAGAGACCGAAUGAUGCAGGAAGUUGCAAACAAAAAGAAUAAAGAUCCAGGGACAAAAUGUUUAAAGCAGUUUGACUUGUUUUCAUUUUCCAAACUGCAGCUUGAUCUUAGAUGACGCUUUGCAGAGUCUUCAGCUUUCCAUAUCUUUAUGUAAAGACCCAAAGAGGGACAGUGAGGUUACAGAAUGUCCAUAACAACUUUUGAUUAACAACAAUAAACCUUCCACUUGUCAUGAACCAGGAGAUAUAUAUAUAUAUAU